Messenger RNA from Enhydra lutris kenyoni (northern sea otter), 2192 nucleotides. It is a transcript of the gene RSPH3, whose product is annotated as radial spoke head 3 homolog. Gene Ontology annotation, cellular component: cilium. The transcript has 9 exons. Lineage: Eukaryota; Metazoa; Chordata; Mammalia; Carnivora; Mustelidae. The record is from RefSeq and is a predicted model, not a curated record. The coding region runs from base 1 to 1860 and encodes 619 amino acids.
AUGUCUGGGGGGCGCCCCGUCGCUGGUGCGCCCGAGGAUCCGCUGAGUGCUAGCAACCGGCGGCGGCGCGACGGCAGUGGCGGGAACAGAAACAGCCGAGGGCGCCCCUUAAGGAACGGGAGCACGUGGCCCUGGAAGAAUGGCGCCGACACCAGCCCGGCAAAGCCAGACUUCAAAGUGGGAACGGGGACCGCCGCGCUGCUCGCCCAGUUCCCCGAAGUCCCCAAGCCCGACUCGCUCGGGAGACCGCUCCUGAACCGCAGGUGUCCACGCCAGGGACGCGCCGAUGGGCGGAGCCAAGGGUCGGAAGUGCCCCGGAGGGCCGGCCUUCCAGCGAAAACCCCCGGCCGGAAGUGCCUGGAGGUCCCGCCCCCAGGCGGAACUCCGGGUUGCUGGGCAACCAAAGUGGGCUCCUUCGGCUGGCUCAGUGUUCCCUGGAACAAGCCGAGUGUAGCUCCCACCUCUUGUCCUGGCAACUUCCCGUCCCGCCCGCCUUCCUUCUUGCCGCCUCUCCUUGCGUCGCGGAAUCCCUGCCCGUGGCACCACGCUCACGUCUCCGGCUCCCACGACCACUUAGCGCCCACCUGCCUGAAAGCCAGUCUCCACGGGAAGCGAAGCGACCGGGCCGCAGGCGUGGCCUCCAGGCUCACGGACCGCUCCUCCCCGGCCAUGGGCACCUACACCUACACCUACACCAGCCGGCCCCGGGCCCUGCCCUGCCAGCGCCGCUGUUACCGGGACAGCAUAACGCAGCCAGCUGAAGAACCUAUGCAUUACGGAAACAUAAUGUAUGACAGAAGGGUGAUCCGAGGCAACACUUAUGCUCUACAGAUGGGACCGCUGCCUGGGCAGCCUGAUCCUCUAGAGAUUCAGAGACAGCAGCAGGCAAAGAGGAGGGCUCUUGCCAGAAAACGAGCCCAAGAACAGCUCAGACCACGAACCCCCGAACCCGUGGAAGGCAGAAAGCACGUGGAUGUGCAAACAGAAAUAUACCUUGAAGAAAUUGCUGACCGCAUAAUAGAAGUUGAUGUGGAAUGCCAAACAGAUGCAUUUUUGGACAGACCGCCAACACCACUCUUUAUUCCUGCCAAAACUGGCAAAGAUGUGGCCACCCAAAUACUGGAAGGAGAGCUCUUUGACUUUGAUCUUGAAGUAAAACCAAUGUUAGAAGUUCUGGUGGGAAAGACCAUUGAGCAGUCUCUUCUGGAAGUAAUGGAAGAAGAGGAGUUGGCCAACCUGCGGGCCAGUCAGCACGCAUACGAGGAGCUGCGCAGCGUUGAACUCGCUGAAGUUCAACGACUUGAAGAGCAAGAGAGACGACACAGAGAAGAAAAAGAGCGGCGUAAGCAGCAGCAGUGGGAAGUGGUCUACAAGCACAAGGAGACCUCGCAGAAAGUGGCCGCCCGAGUGUUCGCGCAGCGCUACCUGGCGGACCUCCUGCCGUCGGUGUUUGACAGUCUCAGGGACGGUGGCUACUUCUACGAUCCCAUUGAAAGAGAUAUUGAGAUGGGAUUCCUUCCAUGGCUAAUGAACGAGGUUGAGAAAACCAUGGAAUACAGUAUGGUGGGAAGAACAGUGCUUGACAUGUUGAUUCGUGAGGUGGUGGAAAAGAGACUGUCCAUGUACGAGCAUAAGGAGGACCAGCCCCAAUAUGUGAAGCCUGAGGACGGGCUUGGUGGUCCUGGAGCGAUGGGAGAACCACUGGCGGAUGAGGAAUUCCUUGAACGGAGUAUGCCACAGCCACAGGGGCCCCUUUCAGACAGAGACUCCCUGCAAAGAACACUAAGCAAUGGAAGGUAUGUGGGGAACGUGUCGCCCCAAGAAGGGAACUUUAUGGAAGACGGAGAGGAUGAGCAAUAAGGAAGACCUCAGGGAGAGAACUGUUGCCACCGAGGGGCGCCUUCGAGCCGGGACACCGCUUGGUGGCAGUCAGCGUUGCAAGCGAUCAGGUAACGUGCAGGUCCCUCAGGUUAUGGAAAUUAUGUUGUAUUUACUCAACAUUGUCUCAUGGACUGGGCAAAUCAAAUAUGUUGAAAUAAUAAAACUAAUUAAAAAUGAAAUUUAAUUCAUUUAUUUAAUGGGAGAUAUCUAGAAGCUGUGUUGUUGUAACUCUAAUAAGAAUCAUGUCUAAUUACAAGCUUUCUGUUACCACAAAUGGAACUAACAAAUAUAUUUUCCCUGAAUUUUUCUGA